Rhinocladiella mackenziei CBS 650.93 is the source of this 828-nucleotide messenger RNA. RefSeq lists its product as uncharacterized. Gene Ontology annotation, cellular component: nucleus. The record is from RefSeq and is a predicted model, not a curated record. Gene Ontology annotation, molecular function: cyclin-dependent protein serine/threonine kinase regulator activity. Gene Ontology annotation, biological process: regulation of transcription by RNA polymerase II. NCBI's taxonomy places the organism in Eukaryota, Fungi, Ascomycota, Eurotiomycetes, Chaetothyriales, Herpotrichiellaceae. Bases 1 to 828 code for a protein of 275 amino acids. The transcript has a single exon.
AUGGUACCGGCUUCUGCAGUCGAGAUCCUAUCAAAUCCCCUAACCACCUCCAAUCAGCUCGUCAGAUUCCGCGACUUUGAGGACGAUCACUCCCGUUCGAUUCGAUUUGCGCAAGGUCAACUCACCUCAGCUGCCGGCAUCCUCCUCCGCCUCUCACAAGAAGUCAUUGCGCAUGCCAUUGUCCUGCUUCAGCGAUUUCUACUCUCUAGUAGACCAGAAGAUCGCGACGGCUUCAGCCCCAAAACAUAUUCAGCGGCAUCCAUCUAUGUCGCGGCAAAGACGUCGGCGACACCGGUCUCCCCUCGAUCUGUAAUCAAUGUCUACGCAUACCUUAUAUCGAAAGCGUCCCCGCUCAAAUUUGUCAACCCGACCGGGGCAUCUACCAAUGCCGAACCCCUCGAAUACUUUGUGUCGGAAGGAACCUACGAAAGAGAAAGACAACGGCUCUUUGUGUGCGAGAGCAUGAUACUUGCCGGGAUUGGAUUCGACACUCGCGUGGCCUUGCCCUAUGGUCUGGCUAUGACAUAUCUUCAAGCGCUCGGUGUCUCCUCGCCGAAACUGUCGCAAAGAGUCUUCGAGCAUUUGAACGGGGCUCUUCUUUCCCCCCAGUUUCUUUACCUGACACAUCAACCGAAUGCACUUGCCGUUGGAGCCAUCUAUCUUGCAGCACGAGAAACUGGCGUCAAGCUGGCCGAACAGAAUUGGUGGGAAGUGUUUGACGUCGACAGAGAGGACCUUGGAUUUCUUGUCCUGGCCUACGGCAGUUUAGGAAAUUUCGCAAACUCCGAGAUGGAAAAAUGGAAAAGAAAAUCGUUAGGCCUGGACUGA